AUGGCUAUGAACCCGCAACCCAAUGGCCCUGGCCCUGCCCAGUCUCGUGAGAACUACAGACACUCGAUGGAAGAAUGGCGCCAGUCCGCCCUCUCCCAGCGCAACCAAUAUGAACCCCGCGUGAAGGAGCAAGUCACCAGGUCGUUUCAAGAAUACUCUCCUCCGCUCUACGCCUCAAUAAUCGGCUACCGUCGUGACUGGAAUCUCCUUGUUACGACUUCUCGAGUCUCUGGCUUUGCAGCUACUCUCGGGCGAGAUCUUGACAAUGAAGAGGCUAAGGCCAUUGCAGAAUACACUCUCAACAACAUUCACACCAAUGCAGGCUUGAAAUGGCUGAGCGUAGCAGUCGCUGGAUACAUGACAUAUCGUGGUCGCCGUACCUGGCAGUUCCCUUUUUACAAACCUAAGCUCGGGGGCCGAUUCAACCCUAACGAAACCACCAGCAUAUUCUCCAACAAGAAGAUCCGCGGUCCUUGGCCUCGUGCUACAUGGCAUUGUCUUCGAUUCACGGCCUAUCUCGCUGUCACUAUGCUCAUGGUUGAGCCCGCCUUCCGAGCCGUCAACUUCAUUCGAACCGAAACCGCCAUGACACACGAUCCCCGGCUAAAACAAUUCACUAAGGAUGCCAGCAAACGUGUCGAGCAAGUCAUGUCAAACCCCACCAUAUCAAAGGCUCCUUUUACCGGCAGGAAUGCGCAUAGAGGCGAUGAGAACGACCCAUGGGCCAGCAAUGACGGAAACAGCAAUGAUGGAAACAACACCAGCUCCGAAAGUACCUAUCAGCCUACACCCACACAGUCCUGGGACAAAUCCCCAUCCUAUACAACCACACAGAAAAGCCAGCAACAAAGCCAGCAAUCCAAUGACGACUGGGGUGUCCUUGAUGAUGAUGAUGCUUCCCCUGUCGCUGCCUCUGCUCGCAAGCAACCAGUCUCUUCUUCUUCUUCUUCCUCGGGCUCCGCAUGGGACCGAGUUCGUCAACAAUCACAUGGUGCUCCCCGACAGCAGCAGCAACAAUCUAACAGUCAGUCCCAAGGCUGGGCAGCCCGUCCCCAACCUGAAGCUCAUCCUCAGUCACAAACCAGCUGGGGCAAUGAGUCUGCUGGUGGCUCCGGUGACAAUUUUUCGCUCAACAAACCAGAUGAGGAGAGUGUUGUUGCCAAAGAACAGGCGCAAAACGAAUUCGACCGACUUGUCGAAAGAGAAAGAAAGGGCCAGGAUCAGGAGAAGUCUUGGGGACGUAAGUAA
Molecule: messenger RNA, 1248 nt
Organism: Fusarium sp. VM40
Lineage: Eukaryota; Fungi; Ascomycota; Sordariomycetes; Hypocreales; Nectriaceae
Source: the annotation of a GenBank genome assembly